Musa acuminata AAA Group (dessert banana) is the source of this 1514-nucleotide messenger RNA. Its product is annotated as transcription factor RF2b-like. The coding region runs from base 314 to 1369 and encodes 351 amino acids. The transcript is spliced from 4 exons. Gene Ontology annotation, cellular component: nucleus. NCBI's taxonomy places the organism in Eukaryota, Viridiplantae, Streptophyta, Magnoliopsida, Zingiberales, Musaceae. The record is from RefSeq and is a predicted model, not a curated record. Gene Ontology annotation, molecular function: DNA-binding transcription factor activity. Gene Ontology annotation, biological process: regulation of DNA-templated transcription.
GCCUGAAGCUCACAAAAGUCCAUGUGGAAUUCUGGACCAAAGAAAAUAAAGGAGACAGAUUACCAACACAAGGCAAUAUGGGGGAAAAAAAAAAGAAAAAAAAAAAGGAUCCUAAAUAUGAAAAAGUAGGAACGUACUUAUUAUUACCGAGGGGGUUAGCCGAGUUUAUCCCCCUCUCCCUGUCUCUCCUGACAUCGCACAGUUCGUGUGCUGCCGGAGAUCUCUCUCCCUCCUCCCCAAUUUUUGCUUCCUCGCCUUGUGUCCGAAUUAAGGAAGAGGGAGAAGCAUCAACGUCGGACGAAGCGGCAGCCGAAUGCCGUCGAAAUCCUUGAUCCCUCCCCCGACGACUCCCAAUCCCAACCUCCCCCGCCCCAACGCCCCCGUCGUGCCGCCGUCUAUGUGCGGCGGCGGCGGCGACCUUGAUCCCGCGCCGCAUUUCGGAGGACCCCACCACCGGCGGGCCCACUCCGAGCUGGCCUUCCGGAUCUCCGAGGACCUCCAUCUGGGCCCCGCCUCCGAGGACGACGUCUUCCGGACUUACAUGGACGUGGAGAAGAUCGGAUCGGGGAUGGAGGACGGUGAAGCGCCCGCUUCGGAAGCAGCCGAGCACUCGGGCCCUCGGGAUCGGUCGGCGGUGGAUUGUUUGUCGGGGAACGAGGGCAAUGCCGCCGCCCGGCCGAAGCAUCGGCACAGCAACUCGGUCGAUGCGUCCAGCUCUAGAGGCGAGGGAGUGUUCGGGGACGUGAUGGAGGCCAAGAAAGCCAUGCCACCCGAGAAACUUGCGGAAUUGGCGGUGAUCGACCCGAAGAGGGCCAAGAGAAUUCUAGCAAAUCGUCAGUCUGCAGCUCGCUCGAAACAACGGAAAGCAAAUUAUAUUGUAGAACUUGAGCGAAAAGUACAGACUCUUCAAACCGAAGCUACCACUCUUUCAGCACAGCUUACACUGUUCCAGAAAGAUAUAUCCGAGUUGGCCACUGAAAAUGCAGGACUGAAGUUAUGGCUACAAUCUAUGGAGCAACAAGCUCAGUUGAAUGAUGGCGUUAGUGAUGGGUUGAAGCAGGAAGUUGAAAGGCUUAAGAUUGCAACCGGUGAAAAAGUGGAGAGAAGCGAGGCAUAUAAUCUAGGACUCAUGAACCUUCCUUUCUUACCGUUUGUGAUGCCUUCACAGGAGCAACCACGAAAUCAUCAACGAGGCUUUGAAUUUCAAGCUCAGAUUCAGCAGUCUCAACUUGAUAACAACAGUGUGCCAUCGAAUAUGAUGCAGCAGGGUCACCUUAUGGUACUGCCAGGAGUAGACAUCAGAAAGGGCUCAGAGAUUCUCAAUCCAGAUAACUCUAUCACCGCAAGUGAGGGCAGCUGCAAUUCCUAGCAAGACUGCGAGCAACAUGUUUAGUUUGAUUCAUCUGUCCAAAGCCCGACUUCAUCAAGCUUCUCUCAAGGACGAUGGUGUUUGAUUCCAUCUUCUUUUUGUGAGAUAUUAUUAUUUUUCAUUUAAGAUAUGUGAUUCAAAUUUC